Molecule: messenger RNA, 1599 nt
Organism: Bactrocera latifrons
Lineage: Eukaryota; Metazoa; Arthropoda; Insecta; Diptera; Tephritidae
Product: sex peptide receptor-like
Biological process (GO): G protein-coupled receptor signaling pathway
Cellular component (GO): membrane
Molecular function (GO): G protein-coupled peptide receptor activity
Source: RefSeq, a predicted model, not a curated record
UCGACGCACAGCAGCGGAUAUUUUUAGGGGUUUGCCGUACUUUUGUUUUGAACGAUAAAAUCAACGGUAUGUGAUUGUUUUGAUUCAGUUGAAACGGGUUUCUAGCGGCAUUCGGUCGCAUGCAGUAGCAGUUCGCUAAUUGUGGCUAAGUGACUAAAUGGCUAAUGCAUAAAUUGCCAUACCAAAUACUCUGUGCGGUGUUGUGAUUAGUGUCUACAUACAAUAACAGCAUAAUUAAGUUUGGCAAAAUGAAGCAGACUGUGCGCGAAAAUCGCUAGAAAAACAUAUGUAUAUGUGUGUGUGUGUUUAAGAUUUCUUACAGCUGCUCGAAAUAGCUAAAAGUAUUGCAGUAAAUGCAUUAAAACAUGAAAAAUAACUGUGCUUGAAUUAAUAUUGAGCUCCUUACUCUAAAACUUCAGUACCAAAAUUGUACGCUAAAAAAAAUUUAUGAAAAAGUGUCUGAUUUUUGGUGGCUAAAGAUUGUCUCCUCCAACAUUUAACGAAUUUAAAUAUUAGGAAAACGUUUACUUGUGGAUUACGGCAAUUCCCUUGUGGCAUUCUCAGCAAUUCACUACUGAAUAAUUUAUUUGUUUUGCGACAGAAAUUUAUGAUGCCAAGGCUACAGUAAUUUCAGGCGGUUUCAAAAACAUCUCUAACUUUGACAUAUGAAAUACCAAUGGAUCUACUAAGAGGAGAGAAAGUAAAAGUAACUUAGCAAGCGCAACAGCAGUGAAGGAGUCUAAAAAUUUACGCCUAAAAUGGUCAAAGUAAUGAUUACAGAGAUACAAAGCGCAACGAAAUAAGCAGACAGCUAAAGUUAAGAAUUAUUAAACUUUUACGUAAUUAUUAUUGACCAUAACAAAAUUAUCAAAGGAGAAUACAGUGCAUGGUCGAGUUAGGAAGAAAUAUGAAUGCACAGCCAAACCAGAAAUACAACACUAAAUCUGCAAGCCUUGUAACAGAAACUAUAGCCGCCGUUAUGGCACCCAUUUUGGACACGAGCAAUGCAUCUUAUGCGGCUACAACUUACAACGUGGAUGCUGCAGCAACAACAGCGAUAACGCUACCCUAUUGGAGUAGUGAUGGCGGCGAGGAGGGCGGUGGCAGUAGUAGCUAUAGUGGACUUAGUGCGACAGCGGGCAGCGCUCACGCCUAUAAUGACACGCAGGCGGCAGAUUACAAUUCGAGCGAUUAUUAUGAGUAUCCGCCACCCUGUCUGUCCUUCGACGAGCCGGCGAAUGUAUCAUAUUGGAAUGUGACCUGCGAUAAUCCGUUGGAAUAUGGUCUACCUUUGUAUGGUUAUUGUAUGCCCUUUCUACUGGUCAUAACAGUGGCGGCGAAUUCGUUGAUUGUGCUGGUGCUGAGUAAGAAACACUUGGCCACACCCACAAAUUUAGUUUUAAGAGCCAUGGCGAUAUGUGAUAUGCUGACAGUGAUAUUUCCGGCGCCGGGACUCUGGUAUAUGUACACAUUCGGCAAUCAUUACAAGCCGUUGCAUCCGGUAUCGAUGUGCCUGGCAUAUUCUAUAUUUAACGAGCUUAUGCCCGCAGUUUGUCACACGGCGUCCAUUUGGCUAACCUUGGCGCUGGCUAUUCAAAG